Messenger RNA from Paramecium octaurelia, 2607 nucleotides. NCBI's taxonomy places the organism in Eukaryota, Ciliophora, Oligohymenophorea, Peniculida, Parameciidae. The record is from the annotation of a GenBank genome assembly.
CUAGAUGAUAGUCAGAAGAGAUCGCAUUCAUCAUCAAGGCAAAACUAAUCGAGACUUCAAGUACACUGUUUCAUUUCAUUCAAGGAUGUAGGAUUCAUUGAAAAAUACUUCACAUAAUCAAAAUAGUUCUUUAGAUGGAGAUAGAAUAGCUACAUUAUCUAUUCCCAAAAAUAAGAAGUUCUCAGAAAUCUUAGACCAAAAAUCUAAAAGAAUUGUACAAUGCAAAGAUCCAGUUGAAGAAACUAAAACAUCUGCCAAAAAGUUUUACUAACAUCAUUUGAUCGGCUAUCCAAGGUAUUCUUCGUUGUGCAAAUUAGAUCCUCCAAUUUAGAAGAGAAGGAAUUGAUGAAACGAGUGUUUUGUGGUGAUUCUAAUACACUCUUCUUUGAUGAGGAACACAGACAAAGUUAAGAAGGUCCAAUUCAUAACAAAUGUAUAUUCUACAAUACUAAUUUAUUAGAAGAGCAAAAGGAGAAAUUGGCAUAACAGAAAAGAGAGGAGAAUACCACAGGAAUACAAGAAACCUAAUUAGUUGGUUUGGAGAAUAAGAAUACACUUGAAGGCAAAGUGGACAUCGAAAAAGUCAGAGACAUCAGAAGAGCUAUUAGAAGGAGGUAUGCCAAUAGAAAAAACUUCUAAAAGAUCUUCAAUUUGUGGGAUGAAGAUUCUAAUGGUGCUGUUAGUGUUAAAAAUCUAUACAACAUGAUAUAAAGAUUAGGCAUAAAUAUUAACAUUGACGAGGCAAGAGUUCUGUUGGCUAGUGCUGAUAUGGAUGGCUCUAGCGAUUUGGGAUUAGAUGAGUUUCUGGAUCUCAUUUUCAAUGAUAAGGAUGCUCUUAAUGUAAAUUUAAAGGCAUUGCCAGCAUUAACUGAGGAUGAAAAGGAUUCCUUAAUUAAAAACCAGGAGACCAUUGAUUAUCUCAGAAAAGAUGCUAUGUAAGCGAGAGAUAGGAGACAUUAAAAUCAAGUCAAUCUCAUUCUUAAAAACAGAGUAAUUUUAACUCACUAUAAUUUAAGUUAUAAUAAUUGGGACAAUAAUUAACUAUGCAGGAUGAGUUGUAGAAAGGAUAUAUAAGUUAUGGAAGAUUUGAAAGAGUCAUUAAGAAGUUAGAAAUAGAUCCCAGUAUAUUAUCUGAAUAGGAUGUCAAAAUCCUGUAUGAGAAUUUUAAAAACCAAGAUGACACCUUUGAUUAUAAAAAGUUCUUAAAUCAUUUGAAAUCAUUCUAAUUGAAGGAAGAAGUUUACGACGAUCCAUAUCAAAACAAAAACCAAGAACCAGUAGAUAAAAAGUAGCUAUUGCUAAAAAGUAUGAAAUAUUAAGAGGAUCAACUCAUUACACUAUUUGACAUCACAAGAUUAGAUGCCUACUCCUUGGAGAAGAUGAAGAAAAAGACUAAAACCCUUGUGAAUAAGAUCUAGAGAUAUAUCCCAUCACAUACUAAAUUUGAAGAAUUUCUAAAAGGUAAAAUCUAAGGAAAUAAUGUGAAUGUGAAGGAGUUCUCCCAUGUGAUCGUGCAAUUCUUGGAAAGUGUAAAUGAAAGAUACUAAAAAUUCGAUCUUGAAAGCAUGCUCAGUGUUUUGCAAUUUGGCUAAUAUGAAACAUAAAAGGCUGACGAAAUUGUUAGGAUAUUGUUUAAGUAUUUGAUAGAUCCACUUAAUUUAGUGAAACUGACUAGGAAUUUUACGAUAGGGCUUAGUUGAGACAGAAAGGACCAGCUCCACCUGAAAAGGUAUCCAAAGUUGACUAACCACUCCAAGCAAUAGAAAAUAAGGAGUAAGAUAUUGAAAAAUAAAUCUGUAUGAAUUUAUUAAUACUCCGAUAGAGUUUUAUAACUAGGAAGCAGGAAUGACGUGGUACCUACCCAACCAAACUAAGGAGUUGUCAGAUGUGUUGAUGAAAGUUGAGAAUUCUCUGUUUAAUAAAUCCGAAAGAGCGUAUAAACUAUUUAAAGAUUUUGACAAAGAUAAGGAUGGAUACAUCUCGCAGUAAGAUAUGAAAUAGAAAUUGGAGGAAAUGAAUAUACUCAAUGGAUAAGAAAUCGGAGUAUUAAUUAAUUAUGUUGAUCCGACUAACAAAGGAUAUGCAACCUUCAAUGAAUUUCAUGAGAAGCUCAGAGCUGGAAUGACCAUUUUCGAUACUGCAGGGAAUCAGUUGAUUUCAAUUAAUAGUUAACCAGGAAAGACAUUUCAAAGUGCAGCCAAAGCCUUCUUGCCUGAAUUGUCAAGAUUAACUGAAGAAUUCAAAAAACCUUUUAGACCCCAGACCAAUCAUACCGACAUCAGGCCUUCCACGAGGUUUGGAGCCACUCCUGCUUUCAAAAACACCUUUGAACACUUUGUUCCUCCGAAGACUUCUCCCAUGUUCAUGACUCAGGGGGAGAGAUUCUCAAAAAACAGGGAAUAAUUUAUUUAAGAUGAGAAAAGCCAUAACAACCAAAAAUAUGAAAGCAAACUUAAUAGAAUACGACAAUAUCAUCAAUCUAUAGAAUAAAGAAUUUAAUCUGCAUAAGAAUAAAGGGAUUAGAAGGAUGCAAGCAAUUUAAAAUCCAAAUAAAUGGCACAAUGGACAUAUGAACAUAAAGCCCAUCUUAAAAAUGAUUAUUUAUGA